AUCUUAAAAACGCAGUGGUUAGCAACGCUGUUGAGGGCGUAUGGACUUGGUCGGCCGUAGGUCAGUGAGCAGCACUGUUAAUUCCUCUAGUCUGGAACAGAUUGUAGAGACGCAGUUAUCAUUUCAGUCUAAUAGGCUCGCGAUUUUCCUUCGUUCCAUUUUUCAACUGAAGGCCUUUCACUGAAAAGUGGGUGUCUCCUCACUACUGGUGUUCAGACAGCGGCGAGUGCAGAAGUGUGUCCUCGAUGGCAGGGUGGAAGGACGGCUCGGUGCAGGAGAAGUAUCGACUGGUUGUGGUUGGAGGUGGUGGUGUCGGAAAGUCAGCCCUAACUAUACAAUUUAUCCAGUCCUACUUUGUCACUGACUAUGAUCCCACGAUUGAAGACUCGUAUACGAAGCAGUGUGUCAUUGACGAGAGGGCGGCCCGGCUUGACAUCCUGGACACGGCCGGACAGGAAGAGUUUGGAGCCAUGAGAGAACAAUACAUGAGGACAGGGGAGGGCUUCCUGCUUGUCUUCUCAGUCACUGACAGAGGAAGCUUUGAAGAAAUCUACAAAUUUCAAAGACAGAUCCUCAGAGUCAAAGACCGGGAUGAAUUUCCCAUGAUCCUUGUAGGCAAUAAAGCAGACCUGGAGCUUCAGAGACAGGUGACCCAGGAGGAGGGCCAGCAGCUGGCCAGACAGCUCAAGGUGACGUAUAUGGAGGCCUCAGCCAAAAUCCGUAUGAAUGUAGACCAGGCUUUCCACGAGCUGGUUAGAGUAAUCAGGAAAUUCCAGGAACAGGAAUGCCCGCCCUCGCCAGAACCCACGCGGAAAGAAAAGGACAAGAGUGGCUGCCAUUGUGUGAUCGUCUGAGUGGGCCUUAUCACUGUCAGUCACCCAGCUGCUGUCACCAGUCCCCGCCUCCUGCCUGACAUGACAUCUUGUAUGGAUGACUGAGUGCUGCCUUCUCCACGUGCAUGACUUCAACAGAGGUUCCUGUGGUAGCAACCAGGAACUGCCCCCGCCCCCAGACUUCACUUCUAGAAGAAACUGACAACGCCAAACUCCUCUUGACCUUCAACAAUAAUCCAAUUCAUAUGAGAAAGUCCUAACACUAAACAUUGCCAUCAGCUAAACAAUAUCAUUUUUUGUAUUCUGAAGGACUUUUUCUUGCCUUGCAGUGACAUUUGUACUUUUUGCCGAGAUUGAAUGAGAAAUAUAUACAUCCAGAAUGUCAAUGAGAGGUUUACUAGUUACCAGUUUCUCAUCAGAAUAGAGAGGUGAUCUUAUGAAGCUCUGUGUAUGUCAUGCCAUAUCCGUUUUUACUUCCAUGUGCUCAUCCGCUACUGUACAUAAGUGACAUUUGUUGUGAUUUUGAAAGCGCAUUUGUAAUGACUUAUUAAAUCGCCACAGUACAGCGUG
Oncorhynchus tshawytscha (Chinook salmon) is the source of this 1403-nucleotide messenger RNA. RefSeq names its product RAS related 2. Gene Ontology annotation, molecular function: GTP binding; GDP binding; GTPase activity. Gene Ontology annotation, biological process: signal transduction. The transcript has 6 exons. The record is from RefSeq and is a predicted model, not a curated record. The coding region runs from base 246 to 854 and encodes 202 amino acids. Gene Ontology annotation, cellular component: plasma membrane. NCBI's taxonomy places the organism in Eukaryota, Metazoa, Chordata, Actinopteri, Salmoniformes, Salmonidae.